Messenger RNA from Symphalangus syndactylus (siamang), 7774 nucleotides. RefSeq names its product ankyrin repeat domain 49 (gene ANKRD49). The record is from RefSeq and is a predicted model, not a curated record. Gene Ontology annotation, cellular component: cytoplasm. Gene Ontology annotation, molecular function: protein binding. Lineage: Eukaryota; Metazoa; Chordata; Mammalia; Primates; Hylobatidae.
UCUCAUUGGCUACCGCCCGCCGUGAGGGGGCGGGGAAUGUAGCGGCGAGGCCCCGCCCUCAAGCAGGAGCCAAUCCUGAGCAGCCUAGGAGACGAACCCGGAAGUGAGAUGCAAGGCGGCGAUUUUCCCUUCUGUCAGAUCUUGAUGAACAAAGCAGUCAUAAUUCAUCUCUAGAAAGACUUAUAUCCUGGCAUUUGAAAUGCUUUUCAUUUAGAAUAGUAGUAAAAAUGGAAAAAGAAAAAGGAAAUGAUGACGGAAUACCAGACCAAGAGAAUUCCUUGGAUUUUUCUGAACACUUUAACCAACUUGAAUUGUUGGAAACACAUGGACACCUUAUUCCUACUGGUACUCAAAGUCUUUGGGUAGGCAAUUCUGAUGAAGAUGAGGAGCAAGAUGACAAAAAUGAAGAGUGGUAUCGAUUGCAAGAAAAAAAAAUGGAAAAAGACCCAAGCAGAUUGCUUCUUUGGGCUGCUGAAAAAAAUCGGCUUACCACAGUGCGGAGACUACUUUCUGAAAAGGCCACUCAUGUGAACACUAGGGAUGAAGAUGAGUAUACCCCUCUUCAUCGAGCAGCCUACAGUGGACACUUAGAUAUUGUCCGGGAGCUCAUUGCACAGGGGGCAGAUGUUCAUGCAGUGACUGUGGAUGGCUGGACGCCCCUGCACAGUGCUUGUAAGUGGAAUAAUACCAGAGUGGCUUCUUUCUUACUGCAGCAUGAUGCAGAUAUCAAUGCCCAAACAAAAGGCCUCUUGACCCCCUUGCAUCUUGCUGCUGGGAACAGAGACAGCAAGGAUACCCUAGAACUCCUCCUGAUGAACCGUUAUGUCAAACCAGGGCUGAAAAACAACUUGGAAGAAACUGCAUUUGAUAUUGCCAGGAGGACAAGUAUCUAUCACUACCUCUUUGAAAUUGUGGAAGGAUGUACAAAUUCUUCACCUCAGUCUUAACAAUUCUAGUAAUUUUCCUAAGUUUCUAAAUACCAGUGCCUCCUUUGUGUGAGAUGUAUUCCCAUAAUCAAAAUUGACGUCAAAGAUCUUACUACAAAAAUUCAGUGAUAUUCAUUAUAACAUUCUUCCAAGUGAAUUGCCUGACUUUGAUGUCAAAAUGUAUUUGAAAGUAAUUUGCAUAUAUCUUUAAUGAUUUCUGUGGAGUUUGUGAUUUUUUAUCAGAAAUAAUUUUAAUGUGUGUAUACUUAAAAACACGGGUUGUACAGAAACUGGUAUUUUUGGUGCUGAUACAAGAGAAAUGUAUUUUUAAAUAUCCCACAUCCUGGAUCUUUGUUGGGUACUUAGUAUAUUGACAUAUAUUUUUAUAAGGUGAGGUAACUCAGAACUUAAAAGUCUUAAAUAUUCUGAUACAAUUCAGCUGUCUUCUCUACCUUACCAUAGCCAGUUGCUUUCAUUUUAAACCAGAGCAAGUAACAUAUUAGUGACUUGAAUCUUCAUAAGUUAAAGAAAAAAACAGCAAAAAACCUAGAUCUUUGUCUUUUAGAACACAGACUAUUUUCAGGAAAGCAGUUAGCUAGGUGUUUAAUUCAUGAAUAUUGUAUACUGCCUCCCCUACCACAAUUUACACAAUCCUGUGGAUAGUCCUACCUCACCCUGGUCAACCUACAUGAUCCUUAAGCUAACGGCGAAUCACGAUGACCUUGUAGACAUGCACACGACUAUACCUUUGUCCAACAGAUCAUAACAUAUCUGCUAUCCAACUGGUUUUACCUGCCUAAUCCUACUGAUUUGGGCACUGCUUGUAUAGUCUCUCGAGUUCACAGGAAAUGUUCAUUUUCUAAGGUCCUCAUUUUUACAGACUAUACAGGCAAAGUGACAGGGGAAAAGGAAUUAGUCUAAGAGUAAGGGGAUGAUUAUUAUAUUGAAGCUAAAACCACAAAGUGGCUCAGGCUUAAAAAAAAAAAAACACUGGAUAAUGACAAAAAGCAUAAGUAAAAAUAUUUGAGAAAAAGAAGUACAAGUUUUGAACAACGCAAAAGGCAUGAAUUCAUUUUUUACCUGUGUAUGUCUUUCUUGGAUCCAGAACAUUAUUCAUCCAGCACACACUUAGUUAUUUAAUAUCUACUCCCUCAGUCUCUCCAGCAGCAAUUCUGCAUUGUCUAUCUAGCCCCUCUGUGAUUGUUCCCAAAGUUUUGUCUUCUCAACACCACAACACUCUAGGGGAAGGGAACUAAACCAAUUGCUCUUUACUUCAGUUAAAUUUUUAAAAUGUCCACCAAGGCUUAUCUCUUUCAAGCCAUCCUAUGUAACCCAGUCACCCUAGACUAAGUAAUAAUGUUAUUUAAUCAAAGAUUAAAUAUUUAUUUUUGCUUAGAACUUAUUAGAUCAUCUCAGAAAAGUCAGAGAUAAUAUAUGAACUGAAUCAUCGUGACAACAGGAUCUUGAGAGUUAGUGCUUUAGUUUAUGUUGUGAUCUCUGCCUAGGAAGAUGCUUUGUGGCAGAGGUUGCUUUCUGUUUGAUCUGGCCUAAGUUAGUGACACUAAAUGACAGAUACAGCUGACAGGCAGUGAUGAUAGAAUAAGACCUUAUUUAUCCAAGCAGACUGCUGAAUGAGGCUGCUUAGCCUGAAAGUCACAGAGCUGAUGGCUCCUUUCUCACUUGAGAAUGGAUUGUACCCAUGAUUCCAUGUAAACUUUCCAUUUAAGUAUGGAGCCAAAGAAGUCUUGUUUCCAAUAAGGACCUGAGAGAUGUCUACUCCCUUGUUUUCAGACCUCAACACUCACUGAUGCUAGACAGCAAACUCUACAUAUAAGACAAAUCCCACCCCUAAGGGCAGAAUUUGUAUUGUCUGCUUCCUUUAUAGUUUCCAGAGCAUUUACUAGACUGCUCUGUGCACAGAAGGCAGUCACUAAUUGUGCUUUGAAAGGAUUACUUCUACUUUCCAGUUUAGGCAGGCUAAAUAGCUCAGUUUACAAACAGAAUUUUCUCUAAUCUUGGAAAGUCUAUACAAAGACUUAUUAAAAAAUAAAAUCUGAGUUUUUCAUAACUAAGGGUUUAAUUUUGAUUAACAUAUGCUUGAGGAAGAGGUAAUUUUUGUGAAUGUUCAAGGUUCAUAUCGUAAUUCUUAGGCCUAAAGUGGAACUAGUUGCCUUUGCUUUUAUGAAUCUUAAAUAUGCUUUUCCAGGGAGCCUUCCAACCCACAGCCUACCACAGUGGUGGGAUUUAGAGUCUUUAUACUACAAUAUGAAGACAUUUAUUUGUAUUAUUUGACAUCUAUUAUGUUAUCUAACACUAUGCUGGAAAAUCAUGAUCAAAAGAAGCCCAGAGACUAUACUGAGAUUUAUGUCCCAUACCAAAAUGAAAUCUCUGGAUCAACUCUUGAUUCCUGAUCAACACAUAUACCAUCUUCACUCUACCUGCAAUGGCUCUAGGAAUUUAUGCAACUGCCUACAAAAUAAGAUCACCAAAUCAUUAUGUCUUUGCUAUAGUUAGUUCAUCAUAAGAUGCUCCAGUCCAUCUGUAGGAUUACUAGAUGACCACUCAAUUUGUUCAAUAUGAAAUGCUUUCUCUAAAGGAUAUUCAAGGUCUAUCUUUAUUAAGUUCAGAAGAGAGUAAACCAAGAAGGAUUAAGUGUGGCUGAUUGAUGUUUUAAAUUCCUGGAAAUUCCCUUUGAAACUCCAAAAUUUUACUUCUCAGAACCUAAGUGGAAAUGAUCUAAAUCAGUGCCAACACAUAGAAAUGUGGGCCACAUGUAAUUUUAUGUUUUUAGCAUGACUAUUUUAGAUACCUCAUUUUUUUUUUUUUUUUUUUUUUUUUUUUUUUUUGAGACAGAGUCUCGCUCUGUCGCCCAGGCUGGAGUGCAGUGGCGCAAUCUCGGCUCACUGCAAGCUCCGCCUCCCGGGUUCACGCCAUUCUCCUGCCUCAGCCUCCGAGUAGCUGGGACUACAGGCGCCCGCCACCGCGCCCGGCUAACUUUUUGUAUUUUUUAGUAGAGACGGGGUUUCACCGUGGUCUCGAUCUCCUGACCUCGUGAUCCGCCCGCCUCGGCCUCCCAAAGUGCUGGGAUUACAAGCGUGAGCCACCGCGCCCGGCCUAGAUACCUCAUAUAAGAAGAUUCAUGCAAUAAGGAGAGAAUUGCAUUUUAUGGCACACAAAUAUAGAUAAGCAAAAAUCCUAGUAGUUGAAAAUCAUAAGAGCCAUAUUAAAAGCAGGUGAAAUUAAUUUUAUAUAUAUACAGGACAACACAUCCAAAAUAUGAGAUAUAUAUUUAAAAUUUUUUGAGCUGUUUUAAUUUUUUUGCAGUAAAUCUUCAAAAUACAGGGUGUAUUUUACAGCACAUCUGAAUUUAGUCACAUUUCAAGUUCUCAGCUGUGUUUGUCUAAUGGCUACUCCAUUGAAAGCACAGAUCUACAUGCCCGAAAUCAUUCCCUGGAGGCACAGAAGGAUGGCUCCACAGAGCAUUAAACUUUGAGUGAGACAAACUGAGUUCAAAUCCUCAGUGCCACCUGUGGGUGACUUUGGGCAAAAAACCCCUCGGUUUUCUCAUAUGUAAAUCAGGGAUAAUAUCUAUCUUGCCGUAGGCUAGUUUGUUAUUUAAAUGUAAAAAUCAUAUGGUGUUAUUUAUUUUGUCAAUUUCUUUAAUACUUCAAAAAUAAAUUUCAAUAUGAAAUACAUCGAAAUCAUAUUGUUUUAAAAAAAAAGCUACAUGUGUUUAUCAGUGUCCUCCAGUCAUCUUUUAUGAAUGAAAUAGUCUCAUCUGAUCUUCUUUAUGAAAGUUCUUAUAUAUAUAAGAUGUGGUACACCAAACCUCUGUGACAAUAUUAAUAGUUAACAACUGAGUGCUCACUGUAGGCCAACUAUGCUGUAUGUGCUUCACGUGUGUGAUAUCAUGUGAGCCUCACAACAACCCUCUGAGAUAGAUAUCAUUGUACAAAAGGAAAUAAGGCUUAUAGAACUUACACGGAUUGCCCAUUGUCAUGCCAUGUGUGCAUGAUGGAGGUUUGUCUAUCUGAUUCUACCACCUUUCCUCUUCACCACACACUAGUAUUUGAUAUGUAUUUGUAAAGUUGAUUAAAGAAUGCAUCAUUUGGUGCAUAUUUAGUGUAUCUUCUUAAGUUCCAGAAAGCUCAUGUUCAAAUGUCACAGCUUUUUACCUGUGGUGUUUUUGAAUAUUAUCUGUAUACCACCAGUUAGUCUGUCUAUGAUAAUAACCAAAAUUCCAUUUUCUUUAAUAUUAUUUUUAUGUAGUUUAUUUACAGUAGGGUUUGAGGACAUAAAAAUUACUAUCAGGAGCAAAAGCAACUGCAUUUGCUUUUAAAGGUGCAGUUUAUAUUUUUUGAAUUUGGUUGCUUAUAUCUGCUUUUAAAUAUGCUUGCCAUUUAUCCGCAUAUAAAGUAUAUGUUGUACAUAGGCUAUAACUAAAUUUAUUUUUUUUUUAAUUUUUGUUUUUUUUCUUUUUGAGACAGACUCUCACUGUUGUCCAGGCUAGAGUGCACUAGCAUGAUCUCGGCUCACUGCAACCUCUGCCUCCCAGGUUCCAGUGAUUCUCAUGCCUCAGCCUCCCAAGUAGUUGGGAUUACAGGCGUACGCUACCAUGCCCAGCUAAUUUUUUAUGUUUUUAGUAGAGACUGGGUUUCUCUGUGUUGGCCAGACUGGUCUCGAACUCCUGGCCUCAAGUAAUCUGCUGGUCUCGACCUCCCAAAGUGCUGGGAUUACAGACUUGAGCCACCACGCUUGGCCACUAAAUCUAUUAAUUUUAUUCCCCUUCCAUGUAAGAUUCCAUACUUACGUGCAAAUUUCUUGUUACUGUGUGAAGAACACUUAACGUGAGAUCUGCCCUCUUAAAAUUUUAGUUCAUAGUAUUUUUUUUUAUCUAUAAGCACCAUGCUUGUAGAUCUCUAGAAUUGCAGAGAUUCUAGAUUGUACAGCAGAUCUCUAGAAAUUAUUCAUCUCGUAUAACUAAAACUUCAUACUCAUUGAAUAACUACUUCCCGUUUUCCUGGCAGCCACCAUUCUACUCUCUGUUUCUAGAAGCAUGACUAUUUUAGACACCUCAUAUAAGAGGACUCAUGCAAUAAGGAGAGAAUUGCAUUUUAUGGCACACGAACAUAGAUAAGCAAAAAUCCUAGUAGUUGAAAAUCAUAAGAGCCAAAGCAAUAUUUAAAAAGAAAACACGGUGGCUCACACCAUCCAACAUUUUGGGAGGCCAAGGUGGGCAGAUCACGAGAUCAAGAGAUCAAGACCAUCCUGGCCAACAUGGUGAAACCCCGUCUCUACUAAAAAUACAAAAAAAUUAGCUGGGCAUGGUGGCACACCCCUGUAGUCCCAGCUGCUCGGGAGGCUGAGGCAGGAGAAUUGCUUUUGCUUGAACCCAGGAGGUGGAGGCUGCAGUGAGACAAGAUCACGCCACUGCACUCUGGCCUGGGCAACAGAGUGAGACUCCGUGUCAAAAAAAAAAAAAAAAGAUAAAGAAAACGUUAAAAUCAGGAUUUUUACAACCUAAUUUUAAGACUAGCUAUAAAACAACGGUAUUGAUACAGUGUAGUAUUGGUGGAUGGACAUGUGGAUCCAUAGAACAGAGUCUAGAAAUAAAUCCAGAUAUAGAUAAUUAAUUUUUGACAAAGGUGCCAAGGAAUUCAGUGGGACAUUCUCUUAAACAAAUGGUGCUGGAACAACUGAAUAUCUUCUUGGAAAAAACACGAACUCAUUUAUAGGCAGAAAGCAGUUCAGUGGUUUCUUGGUCACGGGGAUAGAGGUUGGACUACAAAAGGGCAGGGAGAACCUUUUGGAGGUGUUGGAAAUAUGCCGUAGCUUGAUCGUGGUAAUGAUUUUGCAGGUGUACACAAUUGUCAAAAGUCACUGGGUUUUAAAGAGUAAUGCAGGGUUUUUGUACAUAAGUUAUAUUUUUAUGAAGUCGAUUUUUAAAAAUAGAUAUCCAGAUAUGACUAAUUUUAUUCUUUUAUUAUUUUCCAUGGCAAGCAUAAGAUGACCUCAUCCUCAAAUUCUAGGGAUAUAUCUUCAGGGGGGCCUGUUAUUUAAAAAAAUACAUUUCACCAAUUCACUGGAAUUUUAAAAUUCCAAAUAAUACAACAUUUAUAAUCAGAAGGACUGAUUUCUCCAUUAAAUGACAGAAUGGGAAACAAAAUAAUUGCUUUAAAAUAAUUAGUCCAUUUGGCAGGAUUCAAGAAAUUUGAAAAGAUGGCUAGUUACUAUAUAAGAAGGAUUUGGUUGGCUUUUAAUUUAAAUCAGGACUGUUAGAACCUAGAAGAGGAUACCAAAGUGGUUUUAGCAUCUACUUUUCCGAAGAAAAACGAUAGCAUUCAACAUCCCAUUGUUUAUUCGUUUGUGCUAUAAGACAAACUGAGAUGAUUUCUUGAGACCUGUUUUAGAUCUAUAGAAUUAAACACAAGUAAUAUGAAGUAGCCUAUUUACUCUGGUAAUAUAUUAAAACUUUUUAUUUCUUUGAUAAAGACUUCAUUUUUUACAUGAAUGUGUAACUUUUUAUAAGAAAACUUUAGUCUUGGGUUUUGUUUCCAUCUAGUGGUCAUGUUGGUCUUUUCCAUUUACAGUCAGGCUUGGGUAAAUGAUGUAUCCGCCUAUACUGACAAUGAUCUCAUAAGAUUAUAAUGGAGCUAAAAUUUCCUAUCACCUAGUGAUGUUGUAGCUGUCAUAAUGUCAUAGCACAACACAUUACUCACAUGUUCGAGGUGAUGCUAAAUGUAAACAAACCUACUGCACUGCCAGUCAUGUUUACAUACAACUAUGUACAGUGCAUAACACUGGAUGAUAAUAAACAACUAUGUUACUGGUUUAUGUAUUUACUAUAA